This is a messenger RNA of Hibiscus syriacus, 480 nucleotides long. Its product is annotated as early nodulin-93-like. Bases 151 to 480 code for a protein of 109 amino acids. The transcript has 3 exons. The record is from RefSeq and is a predicted model, not a curated record. Lineage: Eukaryota; Viridiplantae; Streptophyta; Magnoliopsida; Malvales; Malvaceae.
AAGGGGUGGAUAGAUGGCAAUCAAAACACGGUUCUCUCCCCCUUCACCUUAAUUAAAAGUCUCUCGGAUCAUCAUCUUUGUUCAAUCAAAGCUUGGAUACUAGAUUUUUGAAAACACACUUUUGUUGGUGUAAACUGCAGAGCUAGAAACAUGGGAAUUACGUCGGAAAUGAGGGAUGUUUGGGUACAGAGAAGAACAGAUUCCUUCCUAAUUCCUUCUCCCGCUGAAGACGAGAAGAAAUUGAGGGCCGACCACUACUCUCAAGAGGGAAUUCGUGCCGGUAUCAAGGCUGCUGCCAUUGCCGCCGUUGUUAGCGCUGUGCCUACAUUGAUUGCAGUUCGGAAGGUUCCUUGGGCGAAGGCAAACCUCAACCAUACUGCUCAAGCUCUUAUCAUAAGUGGAGGUAUGUUUGAAAUCUAUACUCAAGAUUUAUCAGUCUUAACUUGUGAAAGGCAUGAUUUCUAUAUAUUAAUCAGCUAA